Messenger RNA from Neopelma chrysocephalum (saffron-crested tyrant-manakin), 1007 nucleotides. RefSeq names its product acyl-CoA binding domain containing 6 (gene ACBD6). Lineage: Eukaryota; Metazoa; Chordata; Aves; Passeriformes; Pipridae. Gene Ontology annotation, molecular function: protein binding; fatty-acyl-CoA binding. Bases 1 to 810 code for a protein of 269 amino acids. The transcript is spliced from 8 exons. The record is from RefSeq and is a predicted model, not a curated record.
AUGGCGUCGCCCCCGCUGUCGGCGGCGGGCGGGAGCGGCGCCGAGCACAGCUCGGGCUCCGAGGCACCGCCGCCGGGCCGCGACCUGCCCGCGCUCUUCGAGCAGGCGGCAGAGCGGCUCCCCGCGCUGCUGCCCGCCGCCAGCAAGGAGCAGCUGCUCUACCUGUACGCCCGCUACAAGCAGGUGAAACUUGGAACCUGUAACACCCCCAAGCCCAGCUUCUUUGAUUUUGAGGGAAAGCAGAAAUGGGAGGCCUGGAAAGCCCUGGGAGAUACCAGCCCUCACCAAGCUAUGCAGGAGUACGUUGCUGCAGUGAAGAAGCUCGACCCCAGUUGGAAUCCACAGACAACAGAGAAGAGGGCAAAGGAAAGCAAAACUGUAUUUGGAGGACCAGUCGUCAGCUCAUUAUAUCAAGAAGAAACAAUCAGGGAAGAGGACAAGAACAUUUUUGAUUACUGCAGAGAAAACAACAUUGACUAUGUAACCAAAGCCAUUCAAUCAAAAAAAGUGGAUGUGAACGUCACAGAUGAGGAGGGCCGGGCUCUGCUCCACUGGGCGUGUGACAGAGGACACAAGGAGCUGGUUUCAGCACUGUUACAGCACGCUGCUGACGUCAACAUCCAGGAUGGGGAAGGCCAGACUGCACUCCAUUAUGCUGCUACCUGCGAGUUUUUGGACAUCGUGGAGCUGUUGCUGCAGUCGGGAGCAGACCCCGGGCUGCGGGACCAGGAGGGCUGCCUGCCGGAGGAGGUGACAGACUCCAAAGCCAUCACUUCGGCUCUGCAGCAGCACGUCACCGGCGAGCCCUGACCCUGCGGGGGGACAGAGAUGCUCUGCAAUAACACCCCUUCCUCCCCUCCCCGCUGCCCUCCCCAGUCGCCUCGGGGCUUCGAGGGGACCUUUCAGAGCACUGGGUCUGGCCGGGCUCUCCAGCACGAGGGCCAUGCACGUACCCUGGGCAGGAUGGGAUCAGAGUUCUGCAUGCUCUGACAUUUAUCAGUAUUUGA